CGCGACGACGGCUACUUUGCCUCGGUGCACGGCAGCGAGACCAAGGACGUGCUGGGCACCACCCACGUCAAGCUCGGCCAGCUGGACUCGUUCGACGGCGCCAGGGAGGCCCAGAAGGACUUUGCGCCGCCCGCCGCCUCGCCGCCCGCGGCCGACGCGGCGCUGCGCGUGCCCGCCGCGCCCCAUCGCGUGUCUGCCCCACCGGCCUUCAACAGCGACGGCGGCGCCACGACCGCCAUGCCGUCGCCGUCGCAGCAGCCCUACCGCCUGCAGCAGCGCCACACCCUCGAGGUCCCCAAGCUGUCCACGUCCCGCGCCCGGGAGUCGCAGAACAACACCGACGACGUCGUCACCGCCAGCGGGAGGUUCUCGCCCACAACGCCCUCCCGCCGCCGCGGCUCCAUGUCUCUUGUGCGCAGGGGCACCCGCUCCAUCAACUCGGACAUGCACCUGGACGAGGUGCCGCAGGACGAAGACGCGGCGCGGUGGGCCGAGCACAUUCGACAGAAGCGCGCCAGCAAGCGGAAACGAAGAGAGGACGAGGACGAAGACCGCGUCGUGGUCGGCACCAAGGUCGACCAGAACCACGUCAACUGGGUCACCGCGUAUAACAUGCUCACUGGCAUUCGUUUUACCGUGUCGAGGACCAACGCCAAAAUGGACCGCGACCUCACCGACGCCGACUUCGAUGCCAAGCACAAGUUCUCCUUUGACAUCACGGGCAACGAGCUGACGCCGUCGGCCAAGUACGACUUCAAGUUCAAGGACUACGCUCCCUGGGUCUUCCGUCACCUGCGUGGCAUCUUCAAGCUCGAUCCCGCCGACUACCUUGUAUCACUAACAAGCAAGUACAUCUUGUCUGAGCUCGGCUCACCGGGCAAGAGCGGCAGUUUCUUCUAUUUCUCCAGAGACUACAAGUACAUCAUCAAGACGAUCCACCACGCCGAGCACAAGUUCCUCAGGAAGAUCCUGAAGGACUACUACAACCACGUGCAAGAAAACCCGAACACUCUUCUUUCUCAAUUCUACGGCCUCCACCGCGUAAAGAUACCCUACGGACGCAAAAUCCACUUUGUCGUCAUGAACAACCUGUUUCCUCCGCAUCGAGAUAUCCACCGCACAUUCGAUCUCAAGGGAUCUACCAUUGGGCGCGACUUUAGGGAAGAAGACCUCGAGAAGAACCCCCGCGCAACGCUGAAGGAUCUCAAUUGGCUACGAAGGGACCUGCAUCUUGAGUUGGGGCCAACGAAGAAGGAUGCUUUCAUACAGCAAAUGCGCAAGGAUGUCAAACUGAUGCAAAAGCUCCACAUCAUGGAUUACUCCAUGCUCAUCGGCAUCCAUGACCUUGAGAGGGGCAACGAGGAGAACCUCCGCGAAAAGACACUGAAGGUCUUCCAGCCAGGCGGUGAGGCCGCCGAGGAACCUCAGCCUAAUCAGCUGAUGCGCACACCUUCGAAGCUGGAGACUGCACGCAAGGCCAGAGAGCUACGCCAGUCAGUCAAGACACAAAGACCAGUCCCUAUGGAACAGACGUCUGCGAGGAUGCCGGAUGAAUUAGAAGAUUCUAAGAAGAACUUCUUCUUCUACUCGGACGAUGGAGGCUUCCGGGCCACACACGAGGAUAACCGCGCGGGAGAGGAAAUCUACUACCUUGGCAUCAUUGAUUGUCUAACACAUUACUCUCUCAUCAAACGGAUGGAACACUUCUUCAAGGGUCUCGCAAACACAGAAUCACAGAUUUCCGCCAUUCCUCCGGAGCGAUAUGGAGAUCGCUUCAUCAAGUUCAUCACUGGCGUUACCAAGACCAAAGAGGCAGCUGAGCGCGAGAAGGCGGAGGCAGUCAAUCCCACUGCUGAAGCCAUUGCUGGCGUCUCGCGCAGCUCGACUGACCGUGUCAUGGAGAGGGCUGAACACCAAGCCGACAAGACCCAACGACACGGCGCUCCCGAGCAGCAUGUUCCCAACCUCCAGAUGCGUGCUGUUCGCAGCCCUUCGGCCGAGCGCGGCGAGAUUGGGACUACACUCCCCGUCGUUGAAGAAGCGGGCGAGGCCUCCAGCCUAGGCGGACGCAGCAACCGCUCGCACGAUGCCCCAACCCGCUCCCCACCUCCCCCACCGACCGAAGAGGCGCACACCACACCCCUACAACGACCUUUGGCACGGGACGUAGAGCAUGGCAGGCCACCUCCCACGCCACCCAAGGACUCGGCAGCCGGCAGCGAGGAGCGACCGCCCACACCACCAAAAGACGGACACUAUGCGCACCACCGGCACUCUGGGCCACCGACGCCGCCCAAGGAAGCCAAGGGGAGGAGCAGCGUGGAUAAGGAGCUACCGCGGACACCGCUGGAGACGACGAUCCGGAUCAACUAA
Molecule: messenger RNA, 2373 nt
Organism: Didymella exigua CBS 183.55
Lineage: Eukaryota; Fungi; Ascomycota; Dothideomycetes; Pleosporales; Didymellaceae
Product: SAICAR synthase-like protein
Exons: 2
Biological process (GO): phosphatidylinositol metabolic process
Molecular function (GO): phosphatidylinositol kinase activity
Source: RefSeq, a predicted model, not a curated record